GGCACGAAGAGCCGCAGCGGCGGCCGGGGAGGGAAAUGCACCGCAAAAAGGUCGCGGUGGCAGCAAGCCCAGAGGAGAAGAGCCGCAGCGGCGGCCGGGGAGGGAAAUGCACCGCAAAAAGGUCGCGGUGGCAGCAAGCCCAGAGGAGAAGAGCCGCAGCGGCGGCCGGGGAGGGAAAUGCACCGCAAAAAGGUCGCGGUGGCAGCAAGCCCAGAGGAGAAGAGCCACAGCGGCGGCCGGGGAGGGAAAUGCACCGCAAAAAGGUCGCGGUGGCAGCAAGCCCAGAGGAGAAGAUCCACAGCGGCGGCCGGGGAGGGAAAUGCACCACAAAAAGGUCGCGGUGGCAGCAAGCCCAGAGGAGAAGAG
Volvox carteri f. nagariensis is the source of this 366-nucleotide messenger RNA. RefSeq lists its product as uncharacterized. The annotation marks the transcript as partial. The record is from RefSeq and is a predicted model, not a curated record. Lineage: Eukaryota; Viridiplantae; Chlorophyta; Chlorophyceae; Chlamydomonadales; Volvocaceae. The transcript has a single exon.